This is a messenger RNA of Rhodamnia argentea, 1620 nucleotides long. Its product is annotated as U-box domain-containing protein 52-like. The transcript has 6 exons. Lineage: Eukaryota; Viridiplantae; Streptophyta; Magnoliopsida; Myrtales; Myrtaceae. Bases 247 to 1200 code for a protein of 317 amino acids. The record is from RefSeq and is a predicted model, not a curated record.
GCCUGCAAAAACUAGACAAAAGAGAAUCUGACCAUCUCUCUCUGGGUCUCUCUCCCCCCACCUUUCGUGCGCAUUGAGAGCAACGACUCUCGCCUUGGAUGACUGCAAUCCGCUAAAGUCCACUCUCUUUAAUUGUUAUCCACGCCCUCACGUUUCAUUACUUCGACCCCUUCUUCUGCUUUACCCUUUUCUCUGGUGUCCAUCCAUUACUCCAAUCUUGGAGAGAGAGAGAGAGAGAGAGAGAGAAUGGAGAUAGAAGAUGAUCGCUUGCAGGGUGAGACGGUGCAAUACUGCACCGCAAGAACAAUGGCGUCCCCAGAAAUAGUGGAGAUUGGCGAGGAGAGCAGGAGCGUGGACGUGGGCAUCAACGAUGUGUACGUGGCUGUUGGGAAAGACGACAUGGAUGUCGUCAAAUGGGCUCUUGAUCACCACGUUGUCUCGUCGGCCCCUCAUCGUGCUCGUGUCUUUCUUGUUCAUAUCUUCCCUCCCAUCACUUACAUUCCCACACCAGUUGGAAGAUUAUCCAGGAGCCAACUGAGCCAAGACCAGGUGAGAGUUUACAUCAAUGAAGAGAGUAACAGGAGAAGGAACAUUCUGCAGAAGUACAUUCGCCUGUGCGCCGACGCCAAGGUAACUGUGGACACUAUGCUUAUUGAGCAUGAGAACAUUGCAAACGCUAUUCUCGAUCUGAUCCCUGUUAUUAAUAUCACCAAGCUAGUUAUCGGAACCAAACGUUCGCCUUACUCAAGGCGACUAACAAAGAAAUUGGCAAAAGGAGAGUUUUUGAAGAAGCAUGCCCCAGAUUAUUGUGAGGUUACUGUUGUCUACAAUGGCCAGAAGGUCUCAGACAACGAGAGAGCGAGAGAGCCGAAUCCUCUGGGAAAAGAAGCUGCUCGCCACUCUGAAAGGAAAUUCUUUGAGUGCGGGUGCUUUUCAGGGUUAUCUAGAUGUGUAAUACUAAGAAAGCAAAGCAGGCCAAUUGAAAUUAGGCAGACUCAGCAUCAUGUAGGCGGAAAGUCGAAGAACUUCAAGCAUGUGUCAGACCUAGGAAGGAUCGCCAUAAGAACGCAGCAAAACAGAAAUAGCAUUACAGAGGUCAUCUAUCCGAGUAAGAGGGGUCGAGAAAAUGGCCUUGAAGCCGAGGGAUGGACACUCCUACGCACAUGUUUUCACACAAUAACUGAUCGGUUCGGCACAUGAGACGGGGGAAUGCAGAUGAACCACAAUAAUAUGAUGCCGCAAACGUAGUCGACUUCUCAUGACAGAAGCAGAAACGAAUCUCAGAUACGUGUGCCCAAUGCGAUAUCAGAGGAAAUCUGUAAUGGCACAGCCUCUAGUUUUGAGUAGAAGAGGCUGUCUAGAAUCAACUAUUCCGUCUGAAGAAAAAGUUCAUUAGAAUGUAAUGUUCAGCAUCAGGCUGAAGUAGACAAAUGCACGAGGCAGGACAAGCCCUUUUUCCUUUUGGCCUUUUUCAUUUUUGUGAGAGAGACAGAGAGAGGUUUUGGAUGAGAGGCAGAGGAAGAAAAACAGUUUACAGCCCUUGAAAUUGCCUUUCCUUGUCAUCUCCAAAAGUUUACUCUGAAAGCUACUUGAAAGAACCUCAUUUCCAGCCUUUUUUCA